Molecule: messenger RNA, 1028 nt
Organism: Physella acuta
Lineage: Eukaryota; Metazoa; Mollusca; Gastropoda; Physidae
Source: RefSeq, a predicted model, not a curated record
GUUGAGCUUGCGCCCUGAAGCGUAUGAGAUUACGUUUGACUUGAAACAAAACGGAUGUUUCAAAAACAAAACUGGCAGUUUAAGUAGUAGGAAAAGAAAACUUUCUUUUCUAAGGCAGUGCAUAACUUUAAGCCUAAUAAAAUGAAGACCAGCGUCAACAUCUUCUCUCUGUGUUUGGUGCUACUGACAGUGAGCCAUACAUCGGCUGACUUCAACAGUGAAAGAGCGAAAGUGACACGGGCAUGUAGCUACACCGUAGACAAAUGCGUGCAGUUAUCAGGCUCGAUGAUGCCUGACACUGAUGCCAAAUGGUGCACGCUGCUGGGUUCCUCUAAAGACGGCGUCACGUCCGAACAGUGUCUUGUCCAGCUGGGCUACUGUAAGGCGGAGGAGUCCACGGCGCUGAAAAACGGCGCAUGCGCGCAGUCUACCUCGCCGCAGCAGACGUCAAGCGCGAUAAAAAUUUCCGUGUACGGUGACAUCUCCAAGACAACCGAGCAAUGCCAGAGCAGGAUCGUGAGCUGCACAUUUGACACCAGCGUCGGCACCGUGCUGAAGCAACAAGAACAGUUCUGUAAACUCAUGAACCUGGGCGUAUCCGGCAAGACGACCAACACCUGUUUGAGCCAGUCCUGCACGGAAUCGGAAUUCGCUCAGCUGAAAACCACCGCCUGCUCGACGACCCAGUCCAUGCGUUUUUCCGACGUCAUCGUGGCCACGUCGCUGACUUGCCAGAACGGUAUGGAGACCUGCACCUACUCGACCACCACCACCACCACGACCACCACCAGCGCCCUCGCCUUGAUCCGGGCUCAAAGAUACUGUGACGUCAUGAACUACAAGGCCCAGGUGACAGCCAGCGAGUGUUUGAAAGGUCAAGGCUGUACUGACGACGAGAUCAACAAACUCAAGGCUGCGGCCUGCAGUGGUUCUCACAUUGUGGCUUCACUCGUCCUUCUCAUCGUUGCUGCUUUGUACAAACUUUUGUAACCUCUUUACUUACAAUAUACUACUUUACAUUUCCACAA